UUACGAGAUUUGGACAAGCAUAGCUAUUUGUUUUCAUUUCGUAUCAGGCGCCAAUUAACAAAUAAAUUUUUAUUAAAGCAUUCUAUAAAGAACGAUAUACUGAUAUUCACUUAUCACCUGGCCAGAUUGCCUGCCGGCGCCAAAAUCCAUAAUGUCGUCAUCCAAGCGGAAGUCCGUACCAGGACAACAGAAACAAACAACGCCAGAAAAGCGGCGUAGAAGUGGUCAGACGGAUGGUGGAACGGCAGCGGGUGCAGCUACUGGUAGGGCAAAUGCUAUGGCCGCGUCAGCAGCAGCAGCAGCAGCGACCGGCAACGAACCGGAAGCGGCGGAGCAUCACGCUUUGGAUGAAGCGAAUAUUUCGGAUGACGAAGAGGGUGGAACAAGAAUUGGCGAUAUAUACAUACCCCCGCCUAUUCCACCACACUGUUCAACGGAAAGUAAAGGUCCGCGAUUAAUUAUCAAAAAAAUUGAAAACAAAAAUUUCAAAAGCUACGCUGGUACAGUAGUACUAGGUCCCUUCCAUCAUUGUUUCACGGCUAUAAUUGGACCAAACGGUAGCGGUAAGAGCAAUGUCAUCGAUUCGAUGUUGUUUGUGUUUGGCUAUCGAGCCAAUAAAAUUCGUUGCAAGAAAAUAUCGACGUUACUGCAUAAUUCCGCUAGAUAUCCUAAUAUGUCCAUGUGCUCGGUAGCGGUGCAUUUCCGGGAAAUUUUGGACAAGGAGGAUGGCACGUGCGAGGAAAUUCCUGACAGUGAUAUUAUUGUUGAACGCAUAGCAUUCCGAGAUAAUUCUUCCUAUUAUACGAUCAAUGGGCGUCGAGUACAGUUCAAGGAAGUAGCAAAGCUACUUAAGAAACAUAACGUCGAUUUAGAUCACAAUCGAUUUUUAAUUUUGCAGGGAGAAGUGGAGUCGAUUGCUAUGAUGAAGCCAAAAGGCUUAACAGAGAACGAAUGUGGCAUGCUCGAGUAUAUGGAAGAUAUUGUAGGUACGACGCGAUAUAAGGAGCCACUGGUGAAAAUAAAUGAACGAGUUGAGCAGCUAACGGAAGAGCGUACUGAAAAACAUAAUCGCUGUAAGUUGGCCGAACGCGAAAUGAAAGAUUUGGAGCAACCAUAUAAUGAUGCCGUUGAUUAUUUGCGCCGCGAAAAUGAAAAUACUCGCACUAAAAAUUUACGCAUACAAAAAUACCUUAGCGAAAAAAAUAAAAAGCUAGAGGAAUAUAAGAAGGAGCAUGAGACAAUAUCGGCAGAGCUAAAGCAGCACGAUGAAGCAGCGGAAAAACUGAAGCAGGAACGGGAAGAGAAGGAGAAACAAGUACGCGAAGAAAUUGCCCAAUUCGAUGCACUGCGGAAGAAAAAGGAAUCGAUUGAAAAGCAGUGGGAGUCUGCGCAUAAAAAUUUUACUGAAGUGCAACAGACGAUGGAUAUGACCAACAAACGGCGCAAGCAGCAUAAAACUCAAAUGGAAAAACUUAAUAAUGAAUUGAUAGAUCUGCGUAAAAUACCAGAUAAAAAUGAAAAAGAAAUUGCUGAGUGCCAGAAAAAGGUGGAAAAACUAACUAAAGAUAAAGCUGCAAUGGAGGAAGAGUUACAAAAAAACUAUGUGACGCUAGAGAACUUGACAAAACCGCUUAUUGAAAAGCGUGAAAAAAUGGAAACUGAAUUGGUCGAACUAAAAAAACACGUUGACGAAGCCAAAGCUGCCUUGGCGCUAUCGGAAUCUGAAUUGAAAAUUCUCAAACACGAUGAGACGACAGAAACACGGAAAUAUGAGUCGAUGAAAACCUCUUAUGAUGAAUCGAGUAGCAGUCUAGAGGAAAAACGUAAAGCAGUACAAGAAAUGAGAAGUCGUUUGCCCGAAAUACAAAAGGAGAUUGUCAUGAAAACACAGAAAAUGCAACAGUUGCAAGUGGGCGAACAACAUAUGCGCGGUAAACUAAUGACACUCAAGGCUGAGAUAAACGAAAAAACAGUCAGCUUGCAGACGACGCGAUCAAAUAAUAAGGUAUUGGACUUUUUAAUGAGGCAGAAGAACGAGGGCAAAAUACCAGGAAUUUUGGGUAGAUUGGGUGAUUUGGGUGCGAUUGACACCAAAUUUGAUGUGGCUAUUUCAACAGCCUGCGGACGUUUAGAUGACAUCAUAGUAGAUACGGUCAAUACGGCUCAAGAGUGCAUUGAACACCUUAAGCGGUACGACAUUGGACGUGCCACCUUUAUUGCACUGGAGAAGGUACAGCAUUUGGAGAAGCAAUCGGGGCCAAUACAAACCCCUGAGAAUGCACCGCGUCUGUAUGAUUUGGUGCGUGUUGAGGAUGAACGUGUACUCCCCGCCUUCUAUUUUGCGCUUCGCAACACCCUCGUUGCAAACGAUCUCGAACAAGGUUCACGUAUUGCCUAUGGCGCUCGUCGUUAUCGCGUCGUAACGCUGAGUGGUGAUGUUAUCGAAACAUCCGGUACCAUGUCAGGUGGUGGUCGUACACAAAUUCGUGGCAAAAUGGGCACCAAAGUACAAACAAAGACCAAACAAUCUGCCGAUACGUCAACGGUGUCGCAAAAAGCAUUGGAAGAUAUGCAAGUGCAGGCCGAGCAACUGCAAUCUGAAAUUAAUUACAGUCAGGAGGAACAAGGUCGUCUGGAGAGGGAACUGCAACAACUGAAUAUAAGCAAGCAGAAAAAUGAAUCUGAAAUUCAAAAACUCGGCAUCACCAUCAAGAGUUUGGAUGAGCAACUGCCACGUAUUUUUAAGCAAUUAGAGACACAGAAGAAGCGCAUGGAACAAACUACUACCGAUGCGGCUAAGGUGAAAAACAUUGAGGCUGAGAUUUCUGUGAAAAAGAAGACGCUGAAAUCUUCCGAGGAAGAGGCAGACAAAGUCACUAAAAAAAUAGCUGAGGUUAAGAAAGAGGUUGAUAGUAUACAUGGCGAUAAAGUGAAAUCAGUACAGACGAAAAUCAACAAUCUGGGCACACAAAUUAAGAAGCUAAAUAAUAACAUGUCUAAGUUGAAAGUUGAAGUAACGACAUCCGAACGCAAUGUGGCAAAAAUGGAAAAGCAACUUGAGCAGCUAAACGAGGAUAUAAUAAAAGCGCAGGAUGAGUUGGUGGAGAUGAGUGCGAAACGGCAAAAUUAUGACGACGAAACUGCGCGGCUAGUGAAAGAGAUCGAAGAAGCACAGAAAGCCAUCGAAAGUGCCAAAAGUGAGUCGUCGGGAAUACAAAAGGAAAUUGCUGCGUUACAAAAGCGUGAAGGUGAGAGCACUCUGAAACGUGUGGAAAUUGACCAGAAACUCCAAACCGUUACUGUCAAAAUAUCCGAUGUUAAAUCUCAAAUUCCUCACUGGCGUGAUCAGCUGAAGCCGUUGCGUCUACACCAGAUUCCCGGUGAUUCCGAACCACAACCGCCUCUCAAAACGUACACUGAAGAAGAGCUUGCCGCACAUACUCUCCAAGAUAUCCAAUACAAAGAGAGUGUACAGGAAGAAUUGCUAAAGAAAAAGCCCAACCUGUCGUGCAUCGACGAAUAUAUUGAAAAGCGUAAUGUAUAUCUGGAGCGUGUAAAAGUACUGGAAGACAUCACAUCAAAACGGAAUGAAAUGCGGCAGCUUUACGAUGAUCUACGCAAAAAGCGUUAUAAUGAAUUCAUGCAGGGGUUUAAGAUAAUCACACGCAAGUUGAAAGAAAUGUAUCAAAUGAUUACACAAGGAGGUGAUGCUGAGCUGGAGCUAGUCGAUUCAAUGGAUCCUUUCACGGAGGGUGUAAGCUUUAGUGUGCGACCACCGAAAAAGACGUGGAAGAAUAUAUCGAAUCUGUCCGGCGGCGAAAAAACGCUGUCCUCAUUGGCAUUGGUAUUCGCAUUACAUUACUAUAAGCCUUCGCCAUUGUACUUUAUGGAUGAAAUAGAUGCGGCACUUGACUUCAAGAACAUCUCCAUUGUGGCCCACUACAUAAAGGAGCGCACCAAAAACGCACAGUUCAUCAUCAUUUCCUUACGUUCAAAUAUGUUCGAAUUAUCCGAUUACAUUGUGGGUAUAUACAAAGUAAAGGACUGCACAGAUUCUGUGACGAUUAAAAAUGUUCCGCCACCCCUGCCACUCACACAAAUGCAAACACAGACACAGACGCAGUCACAAACAACAUUCGAUACUAACUCGAUGUUUGACCAACUCAAGACCAAGUUGCCCGCCUUACAAGUUAUUCCAUUAUCGCCUUUAGAAGAGAAUUCGGAAAAUGCGCCUCCAUCCCAAGAACGUGAAACCUUAUCUGUAGCACCAACGCAAGGUCGCGAUACUACUUUUGCGCCUCCUUGUGAGAGUACUGCCCUAUCGCAAAUGGUCCAGAAGGACCUCGGGAGCGAUACAACACGUUCGACAAUAUCGGCUGUCGGCACUAGUACCAACAGCAGUAUUACUGACACAUUCUUCAAGAAACCGCUGCCGCCUGCCCAGAAAGCAACAUCUUGAGAUGUUCAGCGGAGAUGUAGUACUUGUUAAUGUUUUGCAUGCACUAUUUCUUUUUUUUUUACUUUUUUUUAUAAAACCCCUCCCGUUGUUAAAACAAAAUUAUUACGAUUACCUAAACUUAUAAAUAUUGAUCUGAUUAUAAGAAUUUGUAACGGUGACUAAUUUACGUAUGCAUAUAUUUUAUUCAUUUUGGUUUAAAAGCAAAAAUAAUAAAUAUAACCAAAUUUAA
Molecule: messenger RNA, 4688 nt
Organism: Rhagoletis pomonella (apple maggot)
Lineage: Eukaryota; Metazoa; Arthropoda; Insecta; Diptera; Tephritidae
Gene: glu
Product: structural maintenance of chromosomes protein 4
Exons: 10
Coding region: 152-4459 (1435 amino acids)
Biological process (GO): mitotic chromosome condensation
Cellular component (GO): chromosome
Molecular function (GO): protein binding; ATP hydrolysis activity; ATP binding
Source: RefSeq, a predicted model, not a curated record